AAAUCCGGCAAAUAAGUGCGCACUGAUGUCAUUAUAAAAUCACCUGACUGCCUGACAUCGCUGAGACUUCUCUACAUCAUGUCAGCGUCUGUCUUCACCCUGCUGGUCCUCUCCGUGUCUCUGUGGACCGGAGACUCCAGGUUCAUCACAGAUCCUUUGUCAUUCAUUAAACAGAAAUCUCUGACGCUAGAUAUGUGUUCAGAGUGCAGCCAGGUCAUCCAUCUGUCCGCCAACAUGAUUUCCAGCAGAACUACCAAGGAGAAUCUCUAUGAAACCUUACAUGCUCUGUGCCAACGCCUCCCAAGAGAGCAGGCAUCAGAGUGUGAGUCACAGGUGAAGAUGUAUUUGCCCAAAGUCCUGCAGCAAACACCUGGCCACCUGAAACCAGCAAAGACCUGUAUGGUUUUUGGACUGUGUGCUGCCCACAAGGAGGAGGAAGUGCUCAAACUCCCUAACCAUGACACCAACAAAGACACAUCCAGCUCUGCUAUCGGCAAAGCCUCCGACAUCUCUAAACUGUUCAACCCAGCUUGCACGCUGUGUAUCUUUCUCGUGAAGAAACUGGAGACCCUGUUGCCUAAAAAUAUGACUGAGGAUGCUUUGGAAAAGCUCAUGGCUGAGUUCUGUGAUCUCGUACCACACAGCUACAAGGACCAAUGUGACGAUUUUGUUGAGAAAUAUGGAGUGCUGAUAGUGGAAUUCCUCCUAUCGUCCGCUGCCCCUCACACCAUAUGUACUCUUUUGCAUGUGUGUUUGUUCGAGGAGCAGCCCGUUUCAGAGUUGCCCCCCCCCUCUGAUUGCGAGUCGUGCCGCACGCUGGCGGUGCUCAGCCGACUUCACCUGGGACUCAACUCCACCGAACAUCUGGCUUCCUCUUUCCUCCAGUCUGUGUGUGUCCAUCACCCUAAUGCCAUCCCGAAGUGUGAGUCCUUCACCAAAAUCUACGGCUCUCAACUGCAGGAGGUUUUGGGAAACCAGAUGGAUGUUCCACAUGCUUGUGAAAGAGCCGAUCUGUGUGUUGCUUCAAAGAAGUUGGAGCCGCUGGGAAAUAAUCGUUGUACCUGGGGACCGACGUACUGGUGCAAGGACAUUCAGACUGCUCAAAAGUGUGGGAACCAGGCGUACUGUGAGAAGUUCAUGUGGAAGGAGUGAACCAAACUGCCAACUGUGUGCACACAGAUCUGCUUUCUGUUUACAAGUAUAUUGCACUGAUCAUCUCUUAAACAUUUAUUAAUGUAAUGCGCCAAACUUAUUUUUUUACUUUUGCUGAGAAAUCAUCCAUCUCACAUUGCUUCAGUCAAUGAGCCAUAUAUUCAACAAGGCUGGGAUUCAGUCUGAACAUCAGUUUCUGCAGUGGUGAACGGUUUGGUGAACAGUACUAUUCUGCAUUUUAAAUAUGUCAUUAUGAAUGUGUUAACUGCAAAUAUAAAGUUCCUUACAUAGAAUAAGCUCUCAUUAUGUAUUAGACGAUUUUAGAACAAAACUGCUUUUUCUGUUAUCUUAAUGCUGUUCUCUGAUGCUUGGUGCUAAUAACUGCAUAUCAAUGACAAAGUCCUCAAAUUAAUUCAAAAUCCAACGGUUUGUCAUUAAAAUUCAACACACACAAA
This is a messenger RNA of Notothenia coriiceps (black rockcod), 1607 nucleotides long. Its product is annotated as proactivator polypeptide. The record is from RefSeq and is a predicted model, not a curated record. Gene Ontology annotation, cellular component: lysosome. NCBI's taxonomy places the organism in Eukaryota, Metazoa, Chordata, Actinopteri, Perciformes, Nototheniidae. Bases 79 to 1152 code for a protein of 357 amino acids. Gene Ontology annotation, biological process: sphingolipid metabolic process. The transcript has 11 exons.